This is a messenger RNA of Heterobilharzia americana, 12372 nucleotides long. The record is from the annotation of a GenBank genome assembly. Lineage: Eukaryota; Metazoa; Platyhelminthes; Trematoda; Strigeidida; Schistosomatidae.
AUGAGAGUACAUCAAAUAAUAACUGGUUCUUGCAAUGGUGACUACUCACAUAUCGCACAAACAAAAGUUCGGGGUUCUAACUACAUUGUUUAUGCUAGUGGAUGUGAUGUGGUUAUUCUGAAUGAGGCUUUUUGCCGUAGCCAAGUGAUUUCAGGUCGUGAACUAGGAAAUUCUGUAGUUACAUCUGUUGCUUUUAAUCAUCAAGAUGGAAAGAUUGCUGUGGCGAAUGCUGAUGGAAUAUACAUUUACGUUCCACAGGAAACAGUAGAAGGUUUAUUGACUAGCUCAUCAAAACUACUUUGGACUUUUUCUGUUCAUUUAACACUACCAUGUAAAGUGGAAGUGAUUUGUCUUUGUUGGUCACAUAGACCAUCUUUCCAGUCUCCAAAUUGUGUCUUGUUAGCUGGUCUUGAAAAUGGAAACAUUUUUAUGUGGAGAUCAAAUGAAUUGAAGAGUAUAUCAAGUGUCACUCCUCGUUUUCAUAUUGGAAAUGAUUUAAUUGGUUUAGAAGGUGAUAAUAAAGACCCGGAGCCUGUCUUACAAGGAUCUACACCAGAUUCAAAAUCAAAGUGGAAGAUUGUUUGGUAUCACCAAUUAAAAGGUACUCCAUUACAAAUUGAUUUCAGUACAGAUGGUUUGUAUUUCGCUAGUAUUACUCAGUACAAAGAUAAAAAUAAUCAUUGUAAUAGGAGUAAUGUGAUACAUAUCUGGUUUCAUGAUCCUUAUUUUGAAAUGAGUCAAUUGAAGCAGAAUUAUAAUGAACAUUUACGAAUAACAGAGAAUUGGGAAUCAAUUCUUUUACCUCAUCCGUGUAAUGUUUACUCAUUUAGUUGGCGGCGUACCAGUCGAUAUCUUCCUAGCGGUUGGAUACCGAAUGCAUUGCUAACUGCUGGUGAAGAUAAUUUAUGUCGUGUAUGGGUAGAAGUAACUCAUCCUUCAUCUCAUCAUUCUUCUCUAUCGACUGAUGGUGGUAAUCCAUCGUUGUUUAAACCAACAACUAAAAGUGAUUCAGAGACUCAAGAUUUAAAUACAAUAGUGUCUAACGUUAAAUUACGUUUACCUUUGAAUUCAAUACCUACGGAACUUAAACAUAAAGUCAAUUGUGAGUUGAACAAAGAAGUGAAGACUGAUUUACUUGACGGAAAGUAUGAAUUAUCAUCAUCCAAUGAUUAUAUCACCUUAGAAUUACCAGAGUGUUUUCUAAGACAUCCCUUGUUAAGACAUUUUCUAGAUCUGUGGUUAACUGAUCCUUUAACAAGAGUUGAAGUGGACUACAUGUCAACAUUUCCUAAAAGUGAAGUUAAUUCAAAUGGUAUAAAGUUGAAUUUAGCUCAAAAUUUCUCCUUUCCACAAUUUACAUUCACUACUGCUUUGCCAUUGGAUAAUUUUCCUGAAAUUAGUACAGUUAAUAAUAGUUCUCAGAUUGGUCAAUUUACUGCUCACUGGUUCAACAAUAAAGAAUAUCGUUUCAACACUCAAUUAGAAUCAUUUAUGAUGGAUACAAUAUCACGUAUUUUAGCUAUACCUGUGCAUAUUUCUUGUGAGAAUACAUCACCUUCAUCGUUGAAUGUCAGUAUUACACCUCCUGAAUUGUUAGACCAAAUAGCAUUAAUGGAUCAAAUUGUUUUAAGACUGUUUAGUGAAUUACAACAUUCACCAGAUGUUGUAUUUGCUAUACAUCCUCUUGAUGGAAGUUUCAUUGUUUGGUAUAUACACGGCUUAGAUGUAUCUGUCCCAAAUCCAAAAGGACUACGUACGCAUAAAGUUUUAGUUCCUCAUGAAUCUGGUCGUGAUACAAAGUUUGGCUGUGAAUCAGCAUUUACACUUAUCCCUAAUAUGGGAAAUCGUUUAACUCAAGUCACUUGCAGUGUAAGAUCACGUCUACAUCAAGCUAUUCCAUUAGAUGCAGCUUACUCUAUUUCAUCUAGACUAUUUACCUAUUUAACAAUGGAUAGUUUAAAACGCAAAAUGAAUCAUCUUCAACAAAGCAAUAAUUUACAAAUUGUUCCCGACAAUACUACUACUACUAACAAUAAUGUUAGUAGUAUUCAUCGGAAUGAAAAUGCUAAAUCCUUAUCAACAAUAAAUUACCAAGACAACUUAGACAUAUUUUGUCAUUUAUUCCUUCUAAAGUAUUCAAUCAACCAAGUUUUAACACAAUUUUCAAAGCAGUCAAUCAGAACUGCUAACAAUAUUAAAAUGCUUGAUCAGCUGAAACAACGACAAUUGAAACCGAUGUUAUCUUUUUUAGCUGAAAUUCAAUUGAACUCAACAACUUUUGCAUCACGAAUUCAAAAUUCUUCACAUAUUGCUAUGAUUACAAUGCAUACAAAUGGUUCAUUACGAUAUUGGCGGAUAGAUGUUUCAGAAUAUAGUCAUUAUCAGUGGAUUGUAGGUAUAUCUGGAUGUUCACGUCUUAGUGGACAUCGGUUUCAUACUAGCACAAUUGUACCACAUCCUCUAUUGCCUCUUGCUUUAACCACUUCACAUUAUGAAUGUCGUUUAAGAAAGUCAAAAUAUUCAACUGAUAACAAUCAAUAUCAUGUUAUAAACUAUAAUGAAAUUAUCCUAUGGUAUGUUUCUUCAGUUGGUGCCUUGACAACUGGUUAUACAUCAUCUGUACUAUCUAACAGUCAAUCUUGUUGUUCAAAGCAUUCAAAAGAUUUAUAUAUUCAUCAAUUACUAAGCAAUACAUGUCAAACAUCAACUAAUACCGCCAUUUAUGAUAAAGAUGAUGAUCAGUUCACCUCAGAAAUUAUCAAAUCUUAUUAUAUGUCAACUACUGACAUCAGUACAUCGGGUAAUAUCACAUCACAUGGUGGAAUAUCUGAAGUGGCUAGAUUAAAUUUCUCCAAUACAUCCAAUACAUCUUUAACAUUUAAGCAUAUUGCAUGGUUUCCGUGUAUGCUGACAACAAUGGCUACAAUAUAUCCUGUAGCAUUAUUUGUUGCAUCGUUGGACACUACUACUGAAAUUCAUAGUAGUAGUAGUAGUAGUGCUGAUGAUGAAAACGGUAGCGAUCAACUAGGCUUAUUUCUAACCUUUUCAAAAUUUAAACAUAUUUAUAGCGAUACUACUGCUGACUACUACUACUAUCAAUUGAAAGAUUACCAAUCCUACAACGCAGAAACUUUAUUGUUACAUGUGUUCCCUAGUGAAUUAAUAAUUAUGAAAUCAGAGGAUUGUCUAUUGAAGACAAAUCGUAUGUCUGUUGUUCUACAUAAUGAUAAUGUAAUUGAAAAUUGUGAUAUACUUGGAUUGUCAACAUUUUUAAUUGUACGCAUGACUCGUUACACGUUGAUUACAGAAGAGAAUUCGUUAUCAAUUAAUAAGUCUGAUUUCUGUCGAAUGGAAAUGUGGCGUGUACGUGUGUCAACCGAUGCCAAAUCUUGUAGUUCUGAUGGGAAUUCAUUCAAGCAUUUCACUACUACUGGUAAAGCUCAACAGCUUCCUGAUAAUUUUACUAAAUUUAACAACUUAAUAACAGAUGCUGUUAAGGUUUGUGAUUGUAAACUUCAUCUACCAUUGGGUGUAUCAAUAAUCUGUGCUCAAGUAUCAGCAGCUCAUGUUAGUUGGGCAGCUUUGUCAACAUUCAAUGCUCCACCACCAUACUUGAUUGUAUCCGCCUGUUCAGAUGGUUGUCUACGAUUUUGGAGAUGUUACGAAUGUGAUACAACCACUUAUUCACCAUCUAAGAAAUUUAACAACAAAUGUUUGAAUCAAUUUACCUGGGAUGAAUGGCAAAUGCCAUUAAUGGAAUCGAUGUCGAGUUGUAUUGAAUUACAACUAAAUACUACUAAAAAUGAUUCGGUAAUAAGUAGUAACAUUGAAUUGAUGAAACCAAUUAUUUUGGAUAUGGAUUGUGCAUAUAGUGGUCGUUUAGCUGUGGCGUACACUUCACCGUCAUUAUUCACUUCAUCUAAUGCAAAUGAACAGCUGGAGUAUAAUGUCAUUAGAAAUAAAGCUGAUAUGCCAAUAUAUGUGACAAUUUAUGAAUGCGAAUCUAGUGGUGGAUGUGAAUGGAUUCUAGAAGAUACAAUUGAGUUUACCUCUAAAUUUUUACUUCAUAACGAUACUCAUAAGUUAUCUCUUCAAUUGGAUUGGGUUAACACAGAAGAUGGUGGUCAUUUAUUAUCAGUAAUUAUAGAUUCAGAGAUAUUUAUUUUUGCUCCAAUCUGUCAAAAUGUCAAUUUAACACAUAAUAAACUACGUGGACAUUUAUAUCAGCCUACACUUAUGACUACACUUGGUGAAGUAUACAUCGGUUGGAAACUGAUUGCAUGUACGCAUAUUAUAACUGCCAAUUUUCCAACAUCUUCAUCUUCAUUAAUUUUGAAUGAAUCGAAUCCAGUAAAGUUCAGCCAACAACAACAACAAUCCUAUUGGUUGCAUUCAUCGAAUAAAAAGGAUACUAAUCUUGAAUCGCAUCAUGACAAUGCUUAUAUCACUAAUACUACCACUACUACUACUACGUCAACAUCAAUGUCAAAUAGGAAUGGUUCAUUUGAUACUACUGUUGAUGUUACAGAUUCAACAGUAUCUGGAUGCGCUAGUAUGUCAGUGGCACGUUUAGCUAAAGUCUAUUCUGCAUGUGCAUUAAAAUCAUCUCCUUCAAAAUCAAUGUUACAUAUGGAUAGUCAAACAAAUUUAUCUAACUUUGUUCAUACUAGUAAUCUUGUAAAUGGUAAUCAGAAGAAAUCAACUAUAACUGAUGCCAAAGAUCAUCAUCAUCAUCAUCAUCAUUGUCAGAUGUCUGGAGAAAUGAGUCAAAUUGAUCUAAGCUGUACCAUGGGUGGAUUGGAUGUUAAAUCGAAUGAACAAAUACUUAAAGAUGUUGAACUUUUGUCUAAUCUAGGAUUAUUUGAAUCUAUUCAGAUUGUUAAUCCAGUACUUCCACAAUUUCAUCCUCGUCAGUUAUUGGAAUGGAUGAAUUUAGGUCGUUUACGUCGUAUCAAAGCUAUAUUAGCACACUUGAAUAGAUGUUUAUCUGCACUCGGUUCAACAUCAUCAUCAUCAGCUCAACACGGAAGAAGGUCAUCGAUAAGUCAUCGUAGAAUGACAAAGGCUAAUUUAAACUCUGAAUUAACAAAUUUUGCCAUGGAUUCAUUCAAUACAACAACAACAACAAUACCAACCGGAAAGACAUCAACUACUGUCACAUCACAAUCGCAUACAUCUUAUUCUUCAAGAAAUCUUUUAGAAGCUGAAGCUAUACCACCACUUCCAUUGUAUAUUCUUUUAGCUGUUGAUUCCUUACAAAUGUCAGAUGUCAAUGCAGAUAUCGAGUCAAGUAAACAUUUCGAUCCUAUAAAUGAAUGGUCUGAAAUUGGAUCCAUUGAUGAAUCAAAGAUUUUUGAGAUACAAGAUGAUGAUUUUAAUCGGAACCUUGAUGAAGAGGUUGAUGAAGGCGAUUCAUCAAGAAAUUUCAAGCAAUCUAAACACCAAUCACUACUGAAUCAUUCGACGGAGAAAAUAACACAACUGUAUGGUUUUAGUAUAUGGUCAUUAAAACCGGCAGCAUUAGCUCGAAGUAUUCAAUUCUCUGAAGAAGAUGCUCGUUCACUUGCUGAUCAUUUAUCUACACGUCAACUGCCUGGUCUUUCACCAUUGGAUCAAAUGUAUUUACUUGGUAUAGCUGAUUUAAUGGCUAAAACACAUUCAGAUAUUACUGAUUGUUUAUCAGAAGCUAGUGGAACACAUUCAUCUUAUGAUAAUAAACACUAUCCAUUACUAACAAAACAAGCAUCAAUUAAAGAUGGUUCAAAACAAGGUUUGGAUGAAUGUGGUCUUCGAUUUCUUCUAACUGUUCAACUUUACUCGUAUUUAAGUAAAACACUACCACCUGGACGUCGAGCUCAAUUACUUGCAUCUGGUUUAACUACUUCCAGUUUAGUAUGGGCUUAUCAUUCUGACUCGGAAGAGGAGCUUCUAUCAUGUUUACCAAUUGUUACCAAUCCAUCGAUAGGUAUUAACAAUGAUACUUCAGAGUUGAAUUGGCCUGAUUUUAAAAGAUAUGGUUGUGGUUGGUGGAUAAGAAGUGAAAGUCUACUUAUUCGUUGUGCUGAAAAGAUGGCUCGUACAGCAUUUCAAUCAACUAAGGAUCCAAUGGAAGCAGCCGUAUUUUAUCUAGCAAUGCAUAAAGCUAAAAUGGUAGCUGCGUUGUUCAAAACUACUGGGAAUAAGACAUUGGAGAAUUUUUUCCGAUUAGAUUUCACAUCUGGUCAACCAGCAUGUCGACAAGCAAAACUGAAUGCAUUUCGUCUUUUAAGUCAGCAUAAAUAUCUUCAAGCUGCUGGAUUAUUUUUAUUAGCUGGAUGUUUAGAUGAUGCUAUACGUGUUUGUUUAGAUACAUUGAAGGAUUUACAAUUGGGUAUUUUACUAGUCAGGUUGUAUACAUCAUCAGCUCAAGGGAUAUCAGGUCAUAUAACAACAUCUGCAUACCAUGACUUCUUAAGAAAAUAUCUUGUUCAACAUGAAGAUCCAUUCCUAAGAAGUAUGGCCUUCUGGAGUCUGGGUGAUCCUUUAGCUGCUUUGCAGACUUUACUGGAAGGACCUGGAAUUUCUGCUAGUCCAGUGGAUUCAAUCGGUUCUACAAGGAAAGAUAGUGUAACUCAGUCAAUUCAACAGAGUCCACAACAUCCUCGACAUUUAAGCGGUAAUGAGUAUUGUCUUCCUGGUUCAUCUACCACUUCAGUGUGUCCAAGUGUCUUCAAAUUUUACACAUAUCUACAAUCACAUCCAUUGGUACUACGACAACAGCGUAUUCAAGCUUCAACUUCAAUUGAUUCAUCUGCUAUAUAUCGUGUUAAAAGUUUGGAGAGACGCUUAUAUUUUCGAACUGCUCAUCAUUACUUUGUUCUUGGAUGUCCAACGUUAGCGCUUGAAGUACUCACUAAACUACCACCUCUUGAAGUAAUCACUUCAUCAAUUACUGAUAUGCGAAGAAUGUCAGGUGCUGAUACUAUAACCACGUCCAGGCGUCAGUCUGAACUGUUGACAGGAUAUGUUCAGCCAGUAAUGGAGAAGAAGCAGAGUAUUCCAAGUGGAAAUGAUAGUAAUCUUUUCACGUUGUCUUACGAUGAUCCUUUCCAAGAAUAUACAACAUCUAAAGAUGAGUUUACUAUUCAGUGGAGUGAUGAUGAAGAUGUUAAACCGAACGAUGAACAUCUUGUUGAUAAUGAGCCAAGAAGUAAUGACAUACCUGUGAAUCGGAAAUUAUCUCAACAACAACCAUCAUUUCAGUCAGUUAAUGAUUUCAGCUUUGAAGGUCAAGGGGUUGUCGACUUGAUUGCCAAUCAACUGAAGUUUAUUGCUUGUUUAAAAAUUCUUGCUGAAGAAUUGAGUACCUUAGCAGCUGGAGCUGAAUCUGAAGGUGUUUCUCUUCGUCAACAUGUAUGGCAAUGGCUUGAAAAUGAAUUAGCUGUCGUCAAUUCACUUACUGGUUUGAGUAAAUUUAAUCCUUCUGAGUUAAAUGAUGAAAGAAGCAUUGAGAAUACAUUGAGAUAUCCUGCUGAAAAUUCAGAAUUCUCUGGUCCAUUAACUACAACUUCUUAUCUAUUGACAACUAAAACUGCUGGUUCGGUUCUAGCUGGUAUCUUUAUGAGUCUGUCGAGUGUUUCAUUAGAAAUUCGAGAUGCUGAAUUGAAAAGAUUAAAAACACGUUAUGAUUGGAUAAAAGCUCAUGAAACUUUUCUAUCAUCAUUAAUCAAUUUCUGUGAUUUAUACGGUUCAAGUGGUAUACGAUUACCUGCAGUUCGAAUUGAAUUAUCAUUGUUACUCAGUGAAUUGUACACCUCAACAUAUUUAUUUACAAAUCAAUCAACACUACAUAACUCCACUUUUAAAUCGGAUAGUAAUCUUUUAGCAUAUGGUAAUACUAGUGGUUGUCAUUUACCGGAUUCUUGUUGGCCUAUAUCAACUAUGGCAUUAAUUGAUGGUAUACCGUUAUUGCGUACUGUAAUGCGUUUAUCUCCUGGAGCAUUACUUUUACCGCAUUCAGUUAAACGUAUUAAACAUAUGGUUCAUGAUUUGAUCACCUGUUUAGAAUUAUUACCACCACCAUUUUUAGUUAAUCUUCUAUUACCCUAUCCAGUUCAUCAACAUCAAUACAACAAUAGAAGAACAAAAUCAUAUAAUUCAACUUCAUCAUCUAACUCUUAUUGUCCUGAUUGUAUUUUGGCACCAACAGGAGAUCGUCAUCGUAGAAUAUUUUUAUUGCGUAAUUUAUGCGCUGCUUUAUCUGCAUGUAUACAUCAAUGCUUAUCUGUUGGUGGUUGGCUUGGUCUUGGUUAUGUAAUCGAUGAAAAUUCUAUAACUAAUUCAUCGUUAACUAAAGUAUUCGCUUUACCCGCUACAAGUACAAUAAAUAUUCGUUCAGUUGAUCGUUUAUGUGUAUCUGGUCAAACAUUUAGACCGAAUACGGAACCAGCUAAAUGGCCUGGUCUUACAUGCUUGAAAAAUUACACUGAUCCACUUACAAAUAAUAAACCUAUGCAUACCAGCCAACUAAGUCGUAUAACAUCAGCACAAAGUCUAUCAGAUCGUGAAUCAUUAUCAUCUACAUUAAUUCAAUGUGUAGAUCGUCGUCGAUUAAUUGGAUUAUUAGCUCAAGCUUUAGCUGCAUCUUAUUUUGGUUUACUUGUCUAUGCUUUAUAUACACGUGAUGCAUGUACACUUUAUCGUUUAGCUUGUACACAUUUAGAUGCUAAAAUAUGGAGUCGUGUAUUCGGUGGAACAUAUCGAGCUAAACCAUUUCGACCACCUACACAACCUGGUAUAGGUGUUACAUUCAAUAUAAAUUCAGAGAAAAAAAUUCCUCCACCAAAACCACCUAUUCGACCAAAACGAUCAACUGAAGUCUCUACUAAUGAAGAGAGAUCACAAUCAAAAAGUCCAGAGAAGACUGUUAUGCGAGCUAGAGAUCGUGCAGUUGCAGCUCUUGAAGUUGCAUCUAAAAUUGGCAGUCCACCAAAAUAUUCUGUAUUAACUAAUGAAUGGUUUAUAUUUGCUCAAUCUUCUAUACUAUCUUGCCUAAUUGAACGUCCUCCAAUACAAACUGAUUUAAUUGAUGAUCCAAGUCAAAUAUUCGAUUCAGAUACUGAUAGUGAGUCAUUUACAACUAGUGAAUAUAAUACGUUUGAAAAAGCAUUAGUAAAACAACAACGUCGUAUUCAUCGUAUUCAACGAUUUAUUAAACAUUCACAUAUAGUAAAACAGCGUAAAAAUGUUCAACAUCGAGUGAAACAUUCAUUACAUUAUCGAUUAACUGGACAAUUUAUGAAGAAUAAUCCUGUUGAUAAUACUGAAGAUGAUGAUGAUAGUAGUGGUAGUGGUAGUGGUGAUGUCGAUGAUCACUCUGAUAAUAAUAAUACUGAUAACAAUAGUGUUAAUAAUGAAAUGGAUAAGAAUGACUUUAGCUAUCAUCAAGAAAAUAAUUAUAAUACUAAAUUAUAUUCAGAAGGAAAAAAUGAAUCUUCUUCUUCUUCUUCUUCGUCUACUGCUGCUAACAUCUCUGCUAUAAAUUUAUCCAAUUUACAACCACAAUGGAUAUUAAGACGUUUACACUUGAAUCCUGAUUUUAUGGAUACAUGGUGGGGUAGUGAAUUAGAGUAUGAAUUCUAUGCAGCUUUGAAUGAAUUGAAUGCAAAAUCAGAUCAAAAACAAACAACAACAACAACCCAUACUAGUUUAAAAGAUUAUUAUGAUAGUACUCUUAAUGAAGGUAAUGAUGAUGAUGAGGAGGAUGAUGAUGAUGAUGAUGACGAAGAAGCUGAUAAUUUAACAAUAGAUCCACUUGGUAAUUGUAGACUGAAAAUGUUUGAAUCUGAUCGUCAAUGGACAUACAGUGAUAGUUAUGCCUGGCGGCUUAUACGCUUAGGUUUAAUGCAAAUAGCUAAACGAGAAUUGAAUAGACUUAUACAGAUAAUUGAUUUCAAUGGAGAAGAUUUAGCUGUUCAUGCACCAGAGUUAACUUCACCGUUAACAAUUAAUCCAAUUCAAUUAAAAUUAAAAAUUAAUAAUUUUAUUGAUGAACAACUUAUACCACCGAUAAAUUUUUUACCGGAUAUUAAUGAAGAUAUAAAUUCUACUAUUAAACUUAAUCAUAUUGGUAAUAAUGAAACAAUUAGUAAUGAUUUACCAUCAUUACCUGCAACACGUUCAAUGUUACGUUUGAAAAAAUUGAUAAAUAUUAAAAAUACACCAUUUCAGACACGUGAUCCAUUCUCUUUGCCUGUAAAACGUUUAUGGUGCUAUUUAGUACGACAACCAGAAUUGGAUGAUAUAUUUCUACGUCAUAUAUUCCGUAAACCAUAUCUUGUACAAUCUACAGUCACAUCGAAUGUUAAAUUCUUAUCCUCCUUGUCAUCAUCAUCAUUGUUGUCAACUGCUUCGUCGACGUCUACUCGUGGCACUUCUGACCUCUUAAACACGAUACCUACUGUAACCAAGUCUAUAUCAUCAUCGAAUUUGAAAAGUAUUUCUACUAUUUCUACUGUUAAUACUACUAAUGCGAAUAGUAGUAGUAGUAGCAGUACAUUGGUCGAUAUUCAAAAGUCAUCUGGUAAACAAACACGCACACAACAACUACAACAACAGGCUCAUACUACUUCAGGAUCUCUGCUACUCGAUGAAGCCGUUCGCCUUAUUCAUAAAGAACAUGAUCCACUUAUUGCUAUGUGCAUCAAUCAGGUGAAUUUCAAUGCAAUUGCUAUAGCUACACCAAAAGAGAUUAUUGAAUUAGAUAUUGAAAAUCUAGUCAAUUUACCAUCAUGGUAUGCUGAUGAAAUUGAAUAUGAUCUAGAGUUAAUGCGUCGACCUCAAGCACGUCGAUAUCCUGAGGGUGGGACAGAUGAUUUCAUUGUAUGUGAUACAAAUAUUGGUACAACAAAAUCUGGUGCUACUGAUUAUCAGUCAGAAAUGACUGGAGUAUCCAACUCUCUAGCAUCUUCAGCAGCUGCAUCGAUGUCUUCCACUGGUGAUAGCAGUUCUGCUAGUUCAGGUGGACAUGUGAUAUUGAAACGAACUUUACCGGCCGUUUACAGUUUGGCAUCACAUCCAACAUUACCCUACUAUUUAUGUGGAACUGGUACUGGUUCAGUGCAUAUGUUUGAAUGGUCAACUCCUGUACCAAUUGUUGCUGGAUUUACAAACACUUAUAGUUUAACUGUAAUUGGAAUAUCUAGUCAAUUUCCAGCUGGUUCUAGAGGUGCUCGUGUCACUGCACUACAAUUUGAUGAUAGUGGAUAUCGUUUUGGUUGUGGUGAUGCAGAAGGCAAUUUCGGUUUAUGGAAUUUAUAUUCAACUAUGCCAGGAAAACUGCCAUACUUUCGUUGUCGGUGUCAUGCAAAAGGUUUAGCUGAUUUCUGUUUUCUCGGUUGUAGUAGCCUAAUAGCUACAGUCGGUAACGGUGGAAUUUCUACAACAUCAUUUGGAAGCGGAACUGAGAGCAGUACUGCUGGUGGAGCAGGUCACUAUACUUCAUCUGGACACAGUGGCAUUUUGGGGAGUGGAAGUAGUCAUAAUAAUAGUUAUUCUAGUGGAAAUAUGAGCUUAGAACAGGAUGCAUCUCAUUUAACCCUAUGGGAUACUCUGUUACCAGUGAAUAGAUCUGGUGUUAUUCGUGUUCUCGAUCCAGAAUUGGAUGCUCCAUGCACAUCAAUAGCCUAUUGUGGUUCAUCUACACAUAUUAAUCAAUGGCCCCGCAGUACAUCAUUCCACUCUUAUAAUAAUUUGAUAAAUACAUCUAGUCUGGAUACUUCAUCAACUACAUCAAAACGACUUUUCACUGGAGAUAGAACUGUAAUUGUUGGCACUAAAAUUGGUGAUAUCUGUAUUGUUGACUUGAGAAAUCCUAAGGUACUAAACAAGUUCCCAGCUCAUGAAUCAGCUGUUAGAACGUUGUGUAUUGAUUCUGUGACAGAUUGUUUAGUGACUGGAGGAGCUGAUGGUAUUGUUAAGAUAUGGAGAUUGUCUGAACAAGAGUUGAUGACCAGUUUCUGUGGUGAUGUACACCCGAGUCGAGGUGCAGCAGCCGUAGCUGCUGCUGCUUUGUUUCGAGGUAAUCAAUCAGCUGCUAUUAUUGCAGCUACAAAUCCAGGUAUUUCAGAUAUUCAUCUAUUACCGACUGUUAUUGGUGCAUCACUUCUACAUUCAAAUAAUCAUUCAAAGAAUAUUAAUAAUCUUUCAAUAACAGAUUAUGAUUCAUUGAUACAACUAAAUUCGUCUACAUCUUUCUUACAAUCUUUUGAUCAAUAUCAGAAACAGUCUAUUACUGCUGCAUCUACAGCUUGUCGAUUUUUAAGUUGUGGCGCUGAUGGUGGUCUACGUAUGCGUUCAUUAAUUGUUCGACCGAAGCCUUUUAUAGUUUAUUAA